This is a messenger RNA of Funneliformis caledonium, 282 nucleotides long. NCBI's taxonomy places the organism in Eukaryota, Fungi, Glomeromycota, Glomeromycetes, Glomerales, Glomeraceae. The record is from the annotation of a GenBank genome assembly.
AUGUCAGUCACUCUUCGCGAACUCAAGAUAAAGACUGGAGUCGUUAAACGUCUCUUUAAAGAAGAAAAAUCUUAUCGUCAAGAAGUCGAAAAACAACAAAAACGAAUUGAUAAAUUAACGGAAGAUGGAACUGAUAAACAUACUAUAGCUAAACAGGUUUACGAUAUUAUAAUUUUAUUUUUUAUCGAAGAAAUAAAAAGUUUAUUAAGUCUUUUCUGUAAAAUAGAAAGAAGUAUUGCAAGAAUCAUUAAAUAUGAUUCCAGAUUGCCAGAAUCGUCUUAA